UCUCGUUACUGAUUACCACUUCCAGAUAGCGCCACCUCGAUUUAAAUCCCUGAGAAACUCCUUCGCCAUUGGUAGUUCUUCUCCAAAACUCAACCAUCAGAUGUCGCCUCGAUUACCUUCAUCAUCCCCACUUGUAUUAAAAUUCCCUCGUCUAAUUGGCCCCCUCAGCCCUCGUAGCAAACCCCGCCCACCUACUAGUCGUUCGAAAGUGGUAGUUGUGUAGUUUUCGUUACGACAGCCGUUGGUCUCUUCUAAUAUCAUCACAAGAGAAAAUAUCAAAAACGUGUCGGCGCUAAUAAUGUAACAUAUUACAAUAUUUUAUUGUUAUUAUUAGUUUUUCAAAAUCAACCAUAAAUUUUAAUGCGUCUUUAAACAAUUUAAAUAAUUAUAAAUAAGUUUUAUUCAAAAUUAAAUAUCCAUUACCCAGAUAUAACAAUUGUUAAAUAAAUUAUACUAAUAAUAAUUAUCAUCAUCAUCAGAGAUUCAUAGACUUUCCACUAGUGUCGUCAGUUGAAUUUAUUAAGUAACCUCUAUUAAAUAAUUACAAAUAAAUAUUUAUUUUAAUUAUUUAACCAAACUAAGUGAUUUUAUUCUUCAGUAUCAGUGAUAAAAAAAAUACAUGCAUAAUAAUAUUAAUUAAUUCAAUAAUUGAAUUGAAUUGAGUGCUAGGUGUUAAAUUUGGAAAAACUAGAAAUUUUUAAUUUAAUAUAAAUAUUAAAAUAAAAGUAGAACAAUAUAAAAAAACAACGUUUUAUUUCAUUUAAUAAAAUUGUAAAAUAGAAAUGGCGGCGCUGGUGGCAGGUGUCCAGUAUGGUUUGUCAUCGCAAAGUCAUUUUUAUGAAAAUAAAUCAUUAAUAUUUGUUAAAUUAACUGAUUCGGCUCAACGUGCUAUUGAGGAUUUUUUAAAAAAUCGGAAUAAAACAAAUCAGAGACCGACUAUCCAAUUUCUUGAUAAUGAAGGACGGCUGUCAUUCCCAUCACCGCAAUCUAAUCAUGGAUCCGUUGAUUUUACGUUUAGCUUAUCAGACGGUCAUGAUGUUGAAGGUCCUCAAGGUGCUUUUGAAUGUAUACAGCAAACAAAUCCGAAUAAUUUGGAGAGUUUGGGAACAAUGCCAUAUAAAAUGCGAAUCCACGCAAAUGAAGACGUUUAUGAGACAACAAGGCAUCGAAUGGCAGUCGCUGAAGAAAAUAAUAAAAACAAAUGCACCAGGGUAAUAAAACCAAAUGGACCAGAUAUCGGUCGAAAAGUUAAGGUAAAAGCAACCGGGAAGACAAUACCGCCACCGUCAAAUAUCAGGCAUAACAACCAUCAUCGUGAUACGAGCAUUCCAAAUUCCACUAGUAGACCUGUUAAAAAUUCCAUCAUUAAUUCUUUAUCUUCCGCUACAUUAUCUUCCCAACAAUCAUCGACAACAACAUCAUCAUCAUCAUCAUCACCAUCAUUUUCAUCAGCAACAUUAACAACAACGACGACAACCUCAUCAUCAACAUUGUCCGCUUUAUCAUCAUCACCAUCAUUACCAUCACGAUUUUAUAAAUCAUCAGCAACCAGCAAUACAUCAUCAGUUCGUUCUCAGCCUGACAAAAAAUUAUUAGAUCUUCAAAAAAGACCUUUGAGAGACAGACUCAUUCAUAUACUUGCUUUGAGGCCUUACAAGAAGCCUGAGCUCUAUGAGCGUUUGAAUCGAGAGGGUCUAAAGGAACGUGAUAAAAAAGAAAUGGCUAUCUUAUUACGUUCAUUGGCGUCAAUGCGUAACAAUACGUAUCAUUUAGUGAGACAUGUGUGGAAUGACGUACAAGAAGACUGGCCAUUUUAUAGUGAACAGGAUCGUGCUAUGUUAAAGAGACGUAAACCACAAAAUUUAACGCCACCUGGUUCUAGUGAUGGUGGAUCAAGUGGAAGUGGACAAUCACCAAAUUCAACUCAUCCCGGUUCACCUCCAGCAAUAACAGCACCACCACCAAAUUUUAUGAAUUGCAAACGUCCUGGUUAUUACCAAGGUAGUGACGGAAUUCAAACUAAAAGACCGCGAAUUUCUCAUUACCGUAAACCCGAACCGACAACACGGACACCGUCUUCAACUAAUAGUAAUACUGCUAAUGUAAAUAUUGCAUCAAGUGUUAGUGCUAAUGUCCCGAGUGGCAAUAAUUUACCUAAUAAUAAUACUAAUAAUAAUAAUAAUAAUAAUAAUAAUAAUAAUAAUAAUAAUAAUAAUAAUAAUAUUAAUAAUGAUGUAAAUAAUUGGAAUGAACAACGACAACAAUCAAGUGAACGUGAUAUUAAUCAUCAUCGAUCUGAAAGAACAUCUAACAGUGAUGUGCAACGUGGCAACAAUAAUAUUUAUCAAUUAAACAAUAAUACUAAUAAUAAUAGUAAAUUAUGUUUCACACCAAAUCGAGAUCGUGAACGUGAACAUGAUGAUUUAAAUAGCAAUAGUAAUCAUACUGCCUCAAUAGCUACAACAUCAUCAACAAUAAUAAAUAAUAAUUCAGCUACUGAUAGGAAUGAAGCUGGAAGUAAUAGUGGAAAUAUUAGUGAUUUUAGUAAUCGUGAUCGUGAAAGAAGAGAUAGAGAAAGAGAAAAAGAAAAAGAAAGAGAGGAAGUGAGAAGAGAUAGAGAAAAAGAAAAGGAAAGGGAAAAAGAAAAAGAAAAAGAAAAGGAAAGGGACAGCGAGAGGGUGGAAAAAGUUGAGAAGGUGGAAAGAGUUAAUAGUAAUAAGCAGGAAAGAGAAAGAAAGAUUAAGGAAAAUAGUGAUAAUUUGAAUGGUAUUGCUUCUAAUAGUAAUAUUAACGCAAGUACUACAAGAGGUGUGACUGGAGGAAUGGCUAAAAAUCAUGAGAUUGAUAAAAAUAAUGCUCAUGAUGAAAUUCCUGACUACCUCACGCAAUAUAAAACCGUAAGAAAUAUAGAAGAAAGAAGAAGGUAUAAAGAUGAUUAUUUAGCAGGUCAUAAAGAAUAUGAAGAAUUAUAUCAAAGAAAGUUAAGAAGGACAAGGCAUUUUGUUCGGUUACGAGAUUUAAGAAAACGUGAAUAUGAGCUUGGAAACUACGAAAGAUAUGAGGCACUUAGUACCCAGAUAAAAGCUGAUUACGACGCCAUUAAAUAUGAUCCACGUGAAAGCGAAAAUGAGAAACGCUAUUACUAUUUAUACAAUAAAUUGAACUAUAUCAAAGGAUUGAUUGACGAGUAUGAUCGUAAAUAUUCAUCAGAUAUUAAUAAUCACAUUUCAAUUACACAUACGAAUACAAACAACAACAACAACAACAACAACAACAACAACAACAAUAGCAGUGAAAACAGUGUAAGUAUUACUGAAUUACGAUACUGACACAAGCUUAAAUGCCUGUCAUUCGUCACUAAUUGUUAUUACUAUUAUUGUUAUUA
Molecule: messenger RNA, 3385 nt
Organism: Microplitis demolitor
Lineage: Eukaryota; Metazoa; Arthropoda; Insecta; Hymenoptera; Braconidae
Gene: Su(Tpl)
Product: RNA polymerase II elongation factor ELL2
Exons: 9
Coding region: 783-3329 (848 amino acids)
Biological process (GO): snRNA transcription by RNA polymerase II; positive regulation of transcription elongation by RNA polymerase II; transcription elongation by RNA polymerase II
Cellular component (GO): transcription elongation factor complex
Molecular function (GO): cis-regulatory region sequence-specific DNA binding
Source: RefSeq, a predicted model, not a curated record